Molecule: messenger RNA, 750 nt
Organism: Serendipita indica DSM 11827
Lineage: Eukaryota; Fungi; Basidiomycota; Agaricomycetes; Sebacinales; Serendipitaceae
Source: the annotation of a GenBank genome assembly
AUGAACAUCGAAGUCCCUCCACCAUCAACGCUCACUAUUUCCUCACACAACCAGUAUCAAUCUCCACCUUUUGGACCUACUCAUGUUCACGCCGACCCCCUCUCGCAGUUUCGCCUCUGGUUCUCCAUCGCCCAAUCCCCCUCGUCAUCCGAGCAAGGUCAAGCCUCUGCUUCCAAUCCAACAUUUAAGCCAAAGUCGCGUGUACAAGAGCCAGAGGCCAUGUCGCUCUCUACCGCCACUGCGUCUGGCAUCCCCUCAAGCAGAAUGGUGCUGCUAAAGGAGAUUGACGACAAGGGCUUCGUCUUCUUCACCAACUACACCUCUAGAAAGUCUCGGGAGCUCAUACAGAACCCAAACGCCGCUCUGUGCUUCUACUGGAGAGAGACCCAUCAGCAAAUCCGAGUCGUGGGUCGUGUGGAGAAGCUUGAACCAGCUGCCAGUGAUCAGUACUACAGUUCAAGGCCGUUGAAUAGUAGGGUGGGUGCAUGGGCGAGCCCUCAGAGCCAGACUAUAGGCGAAGACGAACUGCAAGAGCGGGUGGAGGAAGUGAGACAGCGAUUUGGCCUCAAAGACGAAAUAGAAGCAUCUAUCCCUAGACCAGAGUUUUGGGGCGGCUGGAGAGUGAUUCCACAGGAGGUAGAGUUUUGGAGUGGAAAGCCGAGUCGGCUUCAUGACAGAGUCCGCUAUACACGCAGGGAGGCACCAGCACCCGACGCGCCGUUAUGGAUCAUCGAGAGGUUAGCUCCUUAA